AUGGCGGAUGACACGACGGAAAAGUCGCCUCCCGGCUCAAAGCCGUCCUCGCCCCCGCGAAACUCAAAGUCCCUCCCAAGCUCAAAACCGUCUAGCCCGCCCGCCGCAAUCGACCCGGCAGACCUGAGCCCUACUGGAAUCCUGCCGGCCGGGCAUUGGACGCAGCAACCGGUUGAAGAUGAUGGCGAGUCGCUCCUCGGGGAGUCUGUCAAUACGUCGACUGCCUCCCUCUCGUCGAGCAUUCUGAGCUAUCGUACUCUCCACGGGCGGCGGUACCACAGCGAGGUCGGAAAUGUCUCAUACUGGGGUUCGAAUGACGAGCAGCAGAAUGAGUCUAUGGAUAUCAAUCACUAUGCGCUAACGCUCGGUAUCGGCGAUAAACUAUUCCUGGCGCCUCUUGACAAGAAUAAGGUUCAGGUACAUGCCCUCGAUAUUGGAACAGGAACCGGUAUUUGGGCAAUCGACUUUGCGGAUGAAUUUCCGGAGGCAGAGGUAGUCGGAACUGACGUCUCCCCUAUUCAACCGAGAUGGGUCCCGCCAAAUCUCAAGUUCGAAAUCGAGGACUGUACGCGCGAUUGGACAUUCAGCCCCGACUCCUUUGACUAUGUACACCUCCGCUGGCUUACAGGAAGCAUACCCGAUUGGCACACUCUCUUCGCAGAAGCCUUUAAUGUGACCAAACCUGGAGGCUGGGUUGAAAGCCACGAGCCAUCGUCUAUUGUCAGGAGCGACCACGCAACGAUUAGGGAUGAAUCUGCACUAGGCCAAUGGCCAAAGAUUUUCCACGAGGGGGGAAAAAUUAUUGGGCGUACUUUUAAGGCUGUGGAGGAUGAUUUACAGAGAAAGGCAAUGGAAGCUGCUGGAUUUGUUGAUAUCCAGGAGUACACCUAUAAGAACCCGAUGGGGGAUUGGCCGAAAGACCCGGUAUUAAAGGAGAUAGGCAACGUGACUAUGGCAGCUCUGGGGGGAGACAUCGAGGGCUACGUCCUUUUCAUGGCGAGCACUCUUGGCUGGACAAGGGAGGAGAUCCAGGUCUACAUUGCCCACGUUCGGCGAGAGUUGCAGUCGCGCAAGUAUUACCCGUACUACUGGCAAAAGGUUGUAUGGGGUCGGAAGCCCGAGUGA
Scedosporium apiospermum is the source of this 1125-nucleotide messenger RNA. RefSeq lists its product as uncharacterized. Lineage: Eukaryota; Fungi; Ascomycota; Sordariomycetes; Microascales; Microascaceae. The transcript is spliced from 8 exons. The coding region runs from base 1 to 1125 and encodes 374 amino acids. The record is from RefSeq and is a predicted model, not a curated record. Gene Ontology annotation, molecular function: methyltransferase activity.